GCUGCUGCGGCGGCUGCACCCGCGGCGCUGAGGCCGAGGCGGAGGCCCGGGUGCGCUCUUGGCGAACGUGCCGGCUCGGCUUGGCUGCACCGGCCCCUGAGGCCGCCUGGGCGUCUCGACUGGCCUGUGCACAGCCCCGGCGAGGAUGCGGCUGUUCUGCUGGCUGCUGAAGCAGACGGUGCCCAAGCAGAUCGAGCGCUACUCGCGUUUCUCGCCUUCGCCGCUCUCCAUCAAGCAGUUCCUGGACUUCGGAAGAGAUAAUGCAUGUGAGAAAACUUCCUAUAUGUUUCUGCGAAAAGAGCUUCCUGUGCGCCUGGCUAACACCAUGAGGGAAGUCAAUCUGCUGCCAGAUAAUUUGCUUAACCGCCCUUCAGUGAGGUUGGUUCAGAGUUGGUAUAUGCAAAGUUUUCUUGAGCUUUUGGAAUAUGAGAAUAAGAGCCCUGAGGACCCAAAGGUCUUGGAUAACUUUCUGCAAGUUCUGAUUAAAGUCAGAAACAGACACAAUGAUGUAGUUCCUACAAUGGCACAAGGAGUAAUUGAAUACAAGGAGAAGUUUGGGUUUGAUCCAUUCAUUAGCAGUAACAUCCAGUAUUUUCUGGAUCGUUUUUAUACCAACCGCAUCUCUUUCCGCAUGCUUAUUAACCAGCACACUCUUCUGUUUGGUGGUGAUAUUAAUCCUGCUCAUCCUAAACAUAUUGGAAGUAUUGAUCCCACCUGUAAUGUGGCUGACGUGGUGAAAGAUGCAUAUGAAACCGCCAAGAUGCUGUGUGAACAAUAUUACCUGGCAGCUCCAGAGCUAAAAGUUGAAGAGUUCAAUGCCAAAGCUCCAAACAAACCUAUUCAGGUAGUUUAUGUGCCCUCACAUCUGUUUCACAUGCUGUUUGAGUUGUUCAAGAACUCAAUGAGAGCGACAGUUGAACUGUAUCAAGAUAGAAAGGAGGGCUAUCCGUCUGUUAAAACCCUCGUCACUCUGGGUAAAGAAGAUCUGUCCAUUAAGAUAAGUGACCUAGGUGGUGGUGUCCCACUUCGAAAGAUAGACCGUCUUUUUAACUACAUGUAUUCAACUGCUCCUAGACCUAGCCUGGAGCCCACAAGAGCAGCACCUCUGGCUGGAUUUGGUUAUGGUUUGCCAAUUUCUCGUCUGUAUGCAAGAUAUUUCCAGGGAGAUCUAAAACUCUAUUCCAUGGAAGGAGUGGGUACUGAUGCCAUCAUUUAUUUGAAGGCACUUUCAAGUGAGUCAUUCGAGAGACUUCCAGUUUUUAAUAAGUCCGCAUGGCGCCAUUACAAGACCACACCUGAAGCCGAUGAUUGGAGCAAUCCCAGCAGUGAACCCAGGGAUACUUCAAAAUACAAGGCAAAAGAGGAAAAGAUCAAGACUAACAGAACUUUCUAGAGAACUGAAAGCUUUGGUCCUCUCUGUGAAGAAAGACUGUCUUCUGCAAGUCAACCAGAACUCCUUUCCUCUACCAACUCUGAGUGCAGCACCGUAGUCAUUCCAGUGCUUGAAUGUGCGUUUUCUUCACAGGAGCGGACCUUUGCCACAGAACCUUGCUGUAGCUACUCUAGAUCGCACACUAAAGUAGUAACUUGAAACAUUUUUCAUAGUACGUUGCUGUGGUUUGGUUGGCACCUGUUGUAAGAGGGCACAGAGCCUUGUUAGUGCUCUCGUGUCCUCACACCUCCCUCCUCAUUUCCUAGAGUUGAGUGUCUACCGUCUCCCCAGGAUUCUAAGCUCCUUCACAGCCAGUCUCUACUGUCACUCUUUGUGACCAAAUACCAUGUUUGUCACAAACCACUGACCAAGACCUGGGUCAUCUGAAAGUUGAAGACACCAGAGCAUGUCUUGUUAAUUCAGUCCCAGGAUCCUUGCUGUCACAUGCAUUCCUCCUCACUCUCUGAUUUAGACUUUUGCCUUCUUCCGUCUGACCAUAUUCUGACUAUGAAGCGUGGGUACUUUCGCAUUAGAUCUCUCUGAUGCAUUGACUUUGUUUUGAAAUUCACUUGUGUAUUCCAUUCUGUCCAUUAAAGCGGUCCACAAGU
Molecule: messenger RNA, 2040 nt
Organism: Manis pentadactyla (Chinese pangolin)
Lineage: Eukaryota; Metazoa; Chordata; Mammalia; Pholidota; Manidae
Gene: PDK3
Product: pyruvate dehydrogenase kinase 3
Exons: 12
Coding region: 146-1393 (415 amino acids)
Biological process (GO): protein phosphorylation; regulation of glucose metabolic process
Cellular component (GO): mitochondrion
Molecular function (GO): pyruvate dehydrogenase (acetyl-transferring) kinase activity
Source: RefSeq, a predicted model, not a curated record